AUGGCAACAUCCACAGAGGUGCCGGACUAUAUUAAUGAGCAACCGAGAAAUGGACAGAAAAACAGCAGCAAUACAAAUCAAACAGAGAGAAGAAUCCCUCGGCUGCUGUUACUCAGCUUCGGUGUGCUGUGCAUCGUACAAGCUGUUCUCAACAUUUCUCUGCGCCUUUCGUUGAACUCCGGCCAGGUAUCAGAUCCCCUUGUCUGCAACACAACUACCAAACAAAGCAAGAAGACGGAUGUGGUAGAUGACUGUAAGAGAAAGACGCCCAGUGGUUUCAACAGCUUACAAGACCGCUUCAAUGCCCUGACUAGAGAGACGGACCUGAUUAUAAGUAAGCUGGAGGAGGAGAGGGACCAACUGAAAUGGAAGAUAAGGGACAAGAGUGGUUGUGUGUCCUCUCAACAGUGUCCGACAGGCUGGAUUGAGAGGAACUCAAGAUGUUACUUUCAGUCCGGAUACCAAUUGACAUGGGAGGAAAGCAGAAACUACUGUAAGAGCAAUGGAGCUGACCUGGCGGUGAUCAACAGUGAACAGGAACUGAUAUUCUUGGGCCAUCUGAACCGUUGUCUUGCCGGGUACUGGAUUGGUCUGCAUCGAACGAAUGGGGAAUUCAGAUGGAUUGAUGGAUCUGCACUGACCAAAGAAUCCUUGAAGCCUGAUGUCCUGAGAAGUCCAUACAAUUGUGUGGUGAUGAAUCUCUACACAUCAGUGCAGAACAGCUGGAGAGAAGCCCCUUGUCAAAAAAGAAUUUCUGGUUGUGUGAGACAGAUCUUUGUCCCCCACCCUGAUGAAGAACAUAAUAUUAUGUGUCUAUACAUGUGAAUAAAUGAAUACGCUUUUACACAGAAGAACAUAUAUGUUCACAUUCAAAUAAAUAUGUAUAGAUUUAAGCAACAAUAGACAAUUUGUACUUGGC
Limanda limanda (common dab) is the source of this 919-nucleotide messenger RNA. Its product is annotated as oxidized low-density lipoprotein receptor 1-like. NCBI's taxonomy places the organism in Eukaryota, Metazoa, Chordata, Actinopteri, Pleuronectiformes, Pleuronectidae. The transcript has 6 exons. Bases 1 to 825 code for a protein of 274 amino acids. The record is from RefSeq and is a predicted model, not a curated record.